Molecule: messenger RNA, 779 nt
Organism: Nestor notabilis (Kea)
Lineage: Eukaryota; Metazoa; Chordata; Aves; Psittaciformes; Psittacidae
Gene: POT1
Product: protection of telomeres 1
Exons: 7
Biological process (GO): regulation of telomere maintenance via telomerase; telomere capping
Cellular component (GO): nuclear telomere cap complex
Molecular function (GO): G-rich strand telomeric DNA binding; telomerase inhibitor activity
Source: RefSeq, a predicted model, not a curated record
UGAAAAUUAGUGGAUUUGUACUGCAGCCUGGAUUUGGGCAAGAAGUUCCACAUGGAGAUGAGCUGGGCUUGAUUUUACAAGGCUCUGCCGUCCCAAACCCAGAAUUACACAACACGUCCUGGUAUGAUUCUGUAAUGUGGACUACACAAGACCAGAAACAAAGGAAAAUAGCUAUCCAUUUUGUAAGGCAUAAGGAAAUGAUUCAACAACCUCAAAAUGCUUUGCUUAUGAUAGAAGGUGGAACAUUAAAAGAAAUCUGGAAGCUUACAAAAAGAUUUAAAUGUGUUAUUCCUGUGAGAUCCACAGAACAUGAUCUUGAAUUAUUAGAUCUUUCAGCUCCCUUUCUUUUACAAGGGAACAUGAAAUAUUAUGGGUGCAAGCAAUGUUCAACUCCAAAGCCUAUGAAGAGUCUAAGUUCCAUGGCAGCAGAACGACAGCCAUCAUGGGAACCAACUAAAAUAGCACAAGUUUUAGGCAUUGAGCCACUCCAGUAUGUUUUUAUUAUGAAGUUUACACUGGUUGAUGGAACAGGAGCACUAGAUGCAUACCUUCUUGACUAUGAAAAGUUCUUCAAAAUUCCUGCCUCUGAAGUCUUAACUACUGAUUUUCUUCAGCAAAAGAUGCAGAUGAUCAUGAAUGCGCUCUGUCCUCCUGGAGGAAAAUUAGAUGACUCGCCAUGGCUGGAAUGCUUCAUCAAGUCCUAUAAUGUCAGAGAUGCAAAGAAACAUCAAGUUUAUUAUCAAAUUUUUGACACUACAAUUGUUGAAGAUGUUCUGUAG